CUUCUCGAAUUUGGGUGUAUUGGGCACCUGGUGACCCGUGCCGCCGCCAAGAGCGGAGAGGUCAACAUUGUUGCCAUCAAUGACCCCUUUAUCAACCUGGACUACAUAGUCUACAUAUUCAAAUAUGACUCCACCCACGGUGUUUGGAAGCACAGUGAAGUGAGACAAGAGAAUGGCAAGCUGGUCAUUGGCAACCUGCACAUCACAGUUUUCCAUGAGAGGGACCCUUCCCAGAUCAAGUUGGGCGAUGCUGGAGCUGACUAUGUUGUGGAGUCUACUGCUGUGUUCACCACCAUCGACAAGGCCUCUGCUCACCUGCAGGGAGGUGCCAAGAGGGUCAUCAUCUCCGCCCCCAGCGCCAAUGCCCCCAUGUUCGUGAUGGGUAUCAACAUUCUUGUCGCCCCUUAUGAAGAGAUCAAGAGAGUCAUCAAGGAGGCCUCCAAAGGACACAUGAAAGGAAUUCUGGGAUACACAGAGGACCAGGUGGUAUCCACUGACUUCAACGGCGACAAACGUUCCUCAAUCUUCGACGCCGGCGCAGGCAUUGCACUCAAUGACCACUUUGUCAAGCUGGUCUCAUGGUACGACAAUGAGUACGGCUAUAGCAACCGUGUUAUUGACUUGUGUAUGCACAUGGCACUCAAGGAGUAA
Molecule: messenger RNA, 651 nt
Organism: Coregonus clupeaformis (lake whitefish)
Lineage: Eukaryota; Metazoa; Chordata; Actinopteri; Salmoniformes; Salmonidae
Product: glyceraldehyde-3-phosphate dehydrogenase-like
Exons: 7
Molecular function (GO): NAD binding; oxidoreductase activity, acting on the aldehyde or oxo group of donors, NAD or NADP as acceptor
Source: RefSeq, a predicted model, not a curated record